Molecule: messenger RNA, 2804 nt
Organism: Musca domestica (house fly)
Lineage: Eukaryota; Metazoa; Arthropoda; Insecta; Diptera; Muscidae
Product: knirps-related protein-like
Exons: 4
Coding region: 322-2199 (625 amino acids)
Biological process (GO): regulation of DNA-templated transcription
Molecular function (GO): zinc ion binding; sequence-specific DNA binding; DNA-binding transcription factor activity
Source: RefSeq, a predicted model, not a curated record
AAAAUUAAUUUGCAACACGAUAUCAAUUAUUUGGGGUUGCUAAAUACAUAUUUAGAAAAUAAAUAAAAAAAAAAAAAACAAAAUAGAAAAAUUCAAAAGAGAAAAAAAAAAAACACACACAAAAUAUAAAAAAUUUAAUUUAAUAAAGUAAUUUAAAUAAAUUGAAUAUAAAAUAAAAAUAAAUUAUUGAAAACUCCUAAAACAGAAAAAUUGCAAAAUUUUUCCCAAUCAAAUAAAUUUUUUCCUGCAAACGUUAAAUAUAACAGCCUAAAUCUGGAUUUUCAUCAGGAAAGCUUUUUUAACUCCGCUCCGCCCAUAUCAAUGAUGAAUCAGGACAAUCCAUAUGCGAUGAAUCAGACCUGUAAGGUCUGUGGCGAACCGGCGGCAGGUUUCCAUUUUGGCGCAUUCACGUGUGAAGGUUGCAAGUCAUUUUUCGGCCGCUCCUACAACAAUUUGUCUUCCAUCUCGGAUUGCAAAAACAACGGCGAAUGCAUCAUCAACAAAAAGAAUCGCACAGCCUGCAAGGCUUGCCGCCUGCGCAAAUGUCUGAUGGUGGGCAUGUCCAAGAGUGGCUCCCGUUAUGGACGCCGAUCGAAUUGGUUUAAGAUCCAUUGUCUGUUGCAGGAACAGCAGCAACAGGCGGCAGCUGCCAUGGCGGCGCAUCAGCAAAAUCAUCAGCAUCAACAACAGCAACAGGCACAGCAUCAAACGGCGGGGCAUCAUCCGGGUUUGUUGGCGGCCCGGGGUGGUAUACCACCACCAGCUGCCGCGGCUGCAGCCCUAGGUAUGCUGGGCCAUGCCGGAGCCUAUCCAGGGCUCUAUCCACCACGUACCAAAGAAGAAUUGAUGAUGUUGAGCCUGGAAGAAUAUGCCAAACAUCCGGUAACCUCACCCUCGGUUAGUUCGCCGGAUUCCCAUAACUCGGAUAAUUCAGGGGAGGUAAAUGGUAGAGGGGUGGCGGCCAGUAAUCCCGGUUUGCUGCACUUAUCCGCCAAACAUGUUGCCGCCGAAUCAGCCUCCGGUUCCUCUGCCUCCACAAAUGCCAAUGUUCCUGCACCCCAUCCCCUGAGGAAAGAUCUACCGCCCUUCUUGCCCUUGUCAUUUCCCGCCCUGUCAUCAAUGCCUGUCAUGCCACCACCCAGUUUUCUACCUCCAUCACAUUUGCUGUUCCCCGGCUAUCAUCCUGCCCUCUAUCAACAUGCCCAUGCAGGGCUGCUGAAACCCUCACCGGAGCAACAGGUUGCCGCCGCAGCAAUGCAUCAAUUAUUUCAAAAUUCUCCCAGAUUUCAUGGUGUUCCCAAUCCCACCACCAGUCCCCUGGCCAUGCAUGAGAGUCAUCACAAACUAACCCCGUCCGAAGAUAAACCUGAUAGUCCUCGAUCCGAUGCCUUGAACAAUAAUCACAUACCCAAUGGCAGUAAGGCUGCCGAGGAGUUAACCAAGAGAUUCUAUUUGGAUGCGGUACUAAAAUCCCAGCAACAGCAGCAGGCCCAUAGCCCUCCACCAGCCACCAAAUUGCCGAAUCUCAGCAAACAUGAUCAUUCCAUUAGUGCCCUGGUAACACCCAAUUCGGAGAGUGGUAGGGCUCAACACAAUCAUUCCCGCCAAAGUAAUGAGGAGGAGGAACAAGAGAGGGAGGAGAGUCCGAAUAAAAACCGCUCCCACGAAACCCAAGCCAAUGGCCAUGAUGGAGAGAGGUCUAGAAAUGUGGGCGAAGAAAAUAAUGCAAAUGAGGAAGAAGAUGAAGAUUUAGUGGUUUCAAUGACCCCACCCCACUCCCCCUUGGAGGUUGAUGAUGGUCCCCAUCCCAGAUGUGAUGAUGAAAAAUCUCAAAACCCCAAUGCCGAACAUAACUCUCAAGACAAUCCCAUCGAUUUAAGCAUGAAAGCUGUGAGCUCGGUGACCAGCACGGUCAGUGAGGGUAGUCAGAGUAGUGGCAGGGGGGCCCAGAUUAGGGCUAAUGAUAAAUGUGAUUCAUCCUCCUCGUCCUCUGAAACAGAAAAUGAAAAGGAAAAGACCGCGAGGGUUUUGGAUCCGUGGAAGACUUCGGAGGAAUUGAUUAGAAAAAGAGAUCAUGAAAAAUCGAAUUUGAAGAGAAAUCUUUCUGAGGAGAGUAACAAAUUGGGGGAGCCGGAGGAGAUACCCAGGAAAAUUGCUAAAUUGGGAACAGCGGCAUUGGAUUUGACACAGAAAAUUUGAGAAACUGCAGAUCGAGAUGAGUAAAAGAGAUCACUAUAUCUUUCAAGCUUUGGGAGAAAUAAAGGAAUAAAAAAGGAGGGAAAGGGAUAAAUCUGGUUUGAAGAGGAAACUAUCAGAGUAGAAUAAAAAAUUGGAGGAAUCGGGAAGUAUACCCACAGAAAUUUAAAAAAAUAAUUAUAAAUUGCACAGUGCAAGAGAGAGAGAGAGAGAGUGAGAUAAGAGAGAGGGAGAAAUGAUGAUAUAGAUCUGCCUCUAUUCAAGGCCUAGGAAUAUAAUUUUUUCACACUUAGAGAGAGAGUUUUGAGGAAACUUAAAGAGAGAGAGUGAGUGAGUGUAUGAUCUUUACAGAGAACUCACCAUCAAAAAUCGCCACCGAAAACAGAGAAAAGUGAAUACAAGUAUAACCAAUGCCACUAGCGUACGUUUUUGGGCAGUUUUGCACAUCAAUGAAAUAUAGCUGAACUAAUUGAAAUUAAAAAAGAUAAUUUAAAAAAAAAAUACCGGAAAAUAUAAAAUAAAUUUUUCCGGAAAAAUUGGAAAAGUCCUGUGAAUUAAAAGAGAACAUUUUACAUAAUUUCAAGUGGGUAAUAAAUUGGAAAUUUUAG